AUGGUCAUGACUAUGGUGGACUCGUUCAAGCCGGUCUAUUUGUCGGACAGGGCGCGCAUCGUCUUUCCGACGCCGGUCAUAUGCUACACUUCCAAGCUGCCGCCGAAGGACCUGACCAUCGUUGGCUCCAAGUGCGUCGUGGCGGCCUUCUGGGUGAAGAUCUUCUUGGAGAUGGACAGCCCCCGAGCGGACAUGCUGCAGAUGCUGAUGGAGGCCAUGUUGACGGUCACCCUCCAGGUCCAUGCGACGGACUCCAAUAAGCUGGUCGUCGCCAGUCUCAAGCAAAACCAGGACCUUCGCCAGGUCUCCAUGCUGACUUGCGACAGCUUCCUGGUCUUCACGAGGAAGCUCUGCGACCUGGCGGACAUUGAGGGCAAGUCGGCUCCCAAAAUGCUAGAAGCUGUGCACGAGGCCUGCAAAACGAGCGGCUACAACGAGGUGCCGUUCAACUUCAAUGGCUGCAAGGUGGACAAGAACCUCAUGGCGUCCGUCCAGAGCGUGCUGAGGUCUUUGGGGCCGGAGUCGGAGACACUCCUCAAUCGCACCUCGGCCUGCAGUACAAUUCAACAUGUUGCCUGUGUGGUCAUUGGUCUACUGUGGCAUAGUGCGGCAGCUGUCAGAGUGUGCUCGAGGAAUCACUUCGGCCCAUGGUCCGGUCUUGGCCUGCAGCCACAGCCGGAUGAAGGCCGUCUUUCGGCACACGGCAGAGGCGGCGCGGUUCAUGCUGGGCGUCUUGUGCGUGAUGCUGGACAAGAAGGUCUUCAAGGGCCAGGACUUGACGGACGAUGGUCUGGACAAAUGGACUAG
This is a messenger RNA of Symbiodinium natans, 807 nucleotides long. The record is from the annotation of a GenBank genome assembly. NCBI's taxonomy places the organism in Eukaryota, Dinophyceae, Suessiales, Symbiodiniaceae.